This is a messenger RNA of Echinops telfairi (small Madagascar hedgehog), 7567 nucleotides long. RefSeq names its product ataxin 1 like (gene ATXN1L). NCBI's taxonomy places the organism in Eukaryota, Metazoa, Chordata, Mammalia, Afrosoricida, Tenrecidae. The coding region runs from base 231 to 2297 and encodes 688 amino acids. Gene Ontology annotation, cellular component: nucleus. The transcript has 3 exons. Gene Ontology annotation, biological process: anatomical structure development; regulation of DNA-templated transcription. The record is from RefSeq and is a predicted model, not a curated record. Gene Ontology annotation, molecular function: RNA binding; protein binding.
GGACGUGAGGGAGGAGCCCGGGGAGCGCCGUGAGAUGGGCCGGCUCCCACGCCAGCCGGGAGGAGACAGCUUCUUACGUCAGCUGCUCCAAAGCACCACUGGAAGCUCAGCAGAUGUGGGCACCCCAGCCAGCAGCAGAAGGGGGUGCAGGGCAGCCACAGAGAAGCCCCUUCUGAUGCCUCAAGGAGCAAGCCGACCCCUUCCAGGCUCUAGGAACACCACAAAGCAAUAUGAAACCUGUUCAUGAGAGGAGUCAGGAAUGCCUUCCACCAAAGAAACGAGACCUCCCCGUGACCAGCGAGGAGACGGGGAGAACCACCAGCUGCUCAACCAACCACACACCCUCCAGUGAUGCCGCUGACUGGUCCCGAGGGGCGGUGGUAGCCGGACAGAGCCAGGCAGGAGCCAGAGUCGGCCCUGGUGAUGGAGCUGAGGCCAUCGCUGGUCUGACUGUGGACCAGUAUGGGAUGCUGUAUAAGGUGGCUAUGCCACCUGCUACCUUCUCACCAACUGGCCUCCCAUCUGUAGUGAACAUGAGUCCCUUGCCUCCCACAUUUAAUGUAGCGUCUUCACUGAUUCAACAUCCAGGAAUCCACUAUCCCCCCAUCCACUAUGCUCAGCUCCCCUCCACCUCUUUGCAGUUUAUCGGGUCUCCUUAUAGCCUCCCCUAUGCUGUGCCACCCAAUUUCCUACCGAGUCCCCUCCUUUCUCCUUCUGCCAACCUUGCCACCUCUCACCUUCCUCACUUUGUGCCAUAUGCCUCACUCCUGGCAGAAGGAACCACCCCUCCCCCACAGGCUUCCUCCCCAGCCCAUCCAUUCAACAAAGCCCCCUCUGCUGCCUCCCCACCUGGGCAGUUGCCACAUCACUCGAGUACUCAGCCACUGGACCUUGCUGCAGGUCGGCUGCCCAUUUAUUACCAGAUGUCCAGGCUGCCUGCUGGGUAUACCUUGCAUGAAACCCCUCCCGCAGGUGCCAGCCCUGUUCUUACCCCUCAGGAGGGCCAGUCUGCUCUGGAAGCAGCAGCUACCAAUGGAGGACAGAGACAGCGAGAGCGAAAUUUAGCAAGGCGGGAAAGCGAAGCCCUUGACUCCCCCAGCAGCAAGGGUGAAGGCCAGGGACUGGUUCCAAUGGUGGAAUGUGUGGUGGACGGACAGUUGUUUUCAGGUUCUCAGACUCCACGGGUGGAGGUGAUGGUGCCGGCACACCGGGGGACUCCAGACACUGACCUCGAGGUCCAGCGGGUGGUUGGCGCUUUAGCUUCUCAGGACUAUCGUGUGGUGGCAGCUCAGAGGAAGGAUGAACCCAGCCCCCUCAACCUGUCCCAUCAUACCCCUGACCAUCAGGGUGAGGGGCGAGGGUCAGCCAAGAACCCAGCAGAAAUGACGGAGAAAAAUCAGGCCCGGGGCUUCUACUCUCAAUCCCAUCAGGAACUGGUGAAACAUAGACCUUUACCCAAAGCAAUGGUUGUAGCCAAUGGCAACCUGGUGCCCACUGGAACUGACCCAGGCCUGCUCCCCAUGGGCUCAGAGAUCCUGGUGGCAUCAAGUCUGGACAUGCAGGCCAGAGCCACUUUCUCAGACAAGGAGCCAACGCCACCCCCCAUUACCUCCUCCCAUCUGCCCUCCCAUUUCAUGAAAGGCGCCAUCAUCCAGCUGGCCACGGGGGAGCUGAAGCGGGUGGAGGACCUCCAGACCCAGGAUUUUGUGCGCAGUGCCGAAGUGAGUGGGGGCCUGAAGAUUGACUCUAGCACAGUUGUGGACAUUCAGGAGAGCCAGUGGCCUGGAUUUGUCCUGCUGCAUUUCGUCGUCGGGGAGCAGCAGAGCAAAGUGAGCAUCGAGGUGCCCCCCGAACACCCCUUCUUUGUGUAUGGCCAGGGUUGGUCCUCCUGCAGCCCUGGGCGGACUGCCCAGCUCUUCUCGCUGCCCUGCCAUCGGCUACAGGUGGGCGAUGUCUGCAUCUCUAUCAGUUUACAGAGCUUGAACAGUAACUCAGUUUCUCAGGCCAGCUGUGCUCCCCCAGGACAGCUGGGUCCCCCCCGAGACAGGCCUGAGAGGACAGUAGCGGGACCCAGAGAGCUAUGUGACAGUGAGGGGAAGAGCCAGCCAGCAGGCGAGGGUUCCCACACCGUAGAGCCCACCCAGCCUGAGCCCAGUGCUCAGGCCUGCUGGCCAGCCCCAAGCUUCCAAAGAUACAGCAUGCCAGGGGAGGAGGCACGAGUCACCCUGCUCCGCCCCUCUUUCAUUCCACAGGAGGUGAAGCUGUCCAUUGAAGGGCGUUCCAAUGCAGGAAAGUGAACCUCUCUCCCAGAGCAGGACUGGGCUUUUCCCCAGAGCUGAGCCUCACCGCGAGCAGCAGAGGAUUUGCACACUCGGAGCAGGGAAUAGCUCUCUUGGCAGUGAGAUUUGGGGCAGGGGAGGCAUGAAGCCUGCUUCCCCAGGCAGGGUCUGCUGUUCAUUCCCCUUCGGCAUCCUUUCAGUGCUGUGAUGGGGAUCGGCAGGCCUGAGCCAAGGAAGGAAGGGGGUGCACAGGACAAGAAACAUUCCAAAUAUCAGGACCUCCUUGUUCUUUCCUCCCAUUCCCUCGCUCCUGCAAGGGGCAAGGCCAGGCUUUGUGAGCAGGCGGCAAAGGGAGGGAGGCAAAGAAAGAGCCAAAAAUGAUGAUCCACAGCUUAUAGUAGCAGUUAAACUGUCUGAAGUUUUCUUUCCUUUCUUGUUUUGUUGUGGGAGGCCAGGGGGGCCCCACAGUUGGAAAUAAGGGGGUUCCCACCCAGAACCCUUCUUUUGAGAGAUGUGCACUUUAAAAGGGUAAUUUUGUUACAGACGCCUGUGGCUGGGCUUGAGGGCAAGGAGCGCUUCUCUCCAGGAUGGCUCCAUCCUGUGCUUUAGCCCUUCCCCAUCUCUCCUCACCAUUCCUCCCACUGGGCUUAGAGCCACUUGGGGUUGGGGAAGAGAACCCCUGCAGGGUGCAGAAUGAAGUCUUGACUUGCUUGGGACCCUGGCAGGGAGCUAUCUAAGAAAGACAUGGUGGCUGGGCUAACCGGCUCAAGGCAGGGCCUCUAGGAAGGUAGCUGACCUACUAGCUCCUCCUACUUGACAUGCCUGACCUUCAAAAUUUCAGUGACUCUAAUUGGUAAUGGUGAUUUUUAAAAGAACCAGUGGACCUUUUCCCCCCAGGUUCCUACACCUCUCCUUUGUCUGUCUCUGUUGUGCCUAAGUGCCUGCAGCUGCCCCCUUCUGUCUGCUGCCCUAACCUCCCUGCAUGGAGUCUUGACCUGGGCUUAAUCCCUAGCUGCACUGUCCUUUCCCUUCUGUAAAGUUGGUUUGCCCUCUGUGACCAAGGUCUCUAGGUUUUGAGGUGUAAGGGUCUCUCUGGUUUCCCCUCCAUCUAUAGCCUCUAUUUAAACACUCAGAAUCAUGUCCUCUUCUGCCCUGGAGCAGUUUGGUGAAGAAAUAAGGAGACUGUGCCCUAGUCAGCAGGGCAUGUUCGCCAGGACGGGCAAUGCCGAUGUUGGUUUUCUUACACAGCCCCUCUCCUCUUAUUCUGCUGCCUCCCAGCAACCAGGUUUUUCCAGGCGACUUCCUAGCCUAGAACUCUAAGGUUCUUGGAUAGGGUUGAUAACAUUGCAGCGUCUUCGACUUCCUUUUGUGGUCGAGCAAACCGAUGUGAAAAGUAUUUUCAGUCGUAGUUGAAUCUGCCCCCCUAUGUCUUCAAGCCAACAUUUUCAUCACAACUUUUAGCAUCAGCUCAACCUGUGGGAUUCCACUGGGUUUUGGGAAAUGUGGCUCCCCUAUCUUCUAUCUGGUGGGUGAGUGGUUUUUUGGUGGGUUUUAUUGUGGGUCUUUAAGACUCCUGAAGGCGACUCAGGGUAUUGUCCACCCAGCUCUUUGGUUAGGCUUCUGCCAGGGUAUGGAUCCUGGUAUCUGCUGGCCUGUAACCUCUGGGGUCCGAUCUCUAUUCUGUCAAUGACUUAAAGGCAAGUCUUGUGACCUCUCACUCUUUCACUUCCUCCCCAGCUGCCAAAUGGGGAUGAAUACUCUUACCUACCUCCUGGGGGGAGGGGGAGUUCUGAGAAUGGAGUCAUUCUUAGUGUUCAGGUGCUAAAGGUUGUUUUCCUUGGGGGAACAGAGUGACUGAAACGGGCUCUUUUGCCACAAGCCCUGUACUCCAAUGUUUCAUUUCUUGAGCUCAGUUAGUUAUCUAUCUGGUCAGUCCGGUUUUUGGAGGCCCAUCCAAAGGAAGCGACUGACCUGCCUGCGAGUCCAUAAGGCUCCGGUUCAAUCAGAACCAAACACCAACCCUGUCUGCUAAGCACUCAGCCUUGUGCUGCAUUUGGGAUCACGUCCUUUCCUCUUUCCCCAUGUGCUCUGAAUGCUGCUUUCUCUGGUGUGUCUCCUAUAAUGAUGGCCUGUGGGGUUGUCCUGGGGUAGCUCUCGAGUGACAGCUUCGGGAGAGCCGCUCACUCCUGCACUGGUUCUUAAAAGUCCUUUCUCCCAAGAAGGCUCAUCAGCUACAUCUAGUGACAUGUACACAGUAAACACUCAAGAAACAUCCACCAAGGACCACCAACUAACUGAGCAUGUUCCUAUGGGAGCCGGAUGCAGACCAAGUACUUUGAGUAAAAUAAAAUUGGGUUCAGUGUGACUUCCCAGCCUGGAAACUGCCACCUGAUCCUGGAAAGAAGUUCUUAGUGGACCUUGGCAGGUUUGGCCCUGACCUUUCUGCUGCUGUUCCUCUUCUGUCUCUUCCUGGUGAUGCAACAUCAGCAGCUCUGUGCCCUGGAUCUGUAACAUUGUAAUACUUGACUUUGCUGAGCUGCAGGGAGGUCAUUCCUGAAGAGUGGUCUCCCAGGAAAAGAAACUGCUUUAAAUAGUGGUCAGAGCUGUAGCAUUCCCCUUGCCUCCUGCCACCCUGGGUCAGUCUUUUCUUCCAUGCCUUAGAAAUAAAAGUAACCUGUGGAAUGUUCCUUUGUCCUGCCAGGGAUUUCAUGGGUUGGCAAAAGACAAGAGUGGCUUUGACAGAGAAGCAUUUUAGUGGGAAGUUGUCUGCUUCCCAGAGCAGUUGAAGGAGACCACCACAGUCAGUCCCUUGUAGGGGCAGGACACUCCCCAAGCCAACUGAUAGCAAGGACUGCCGACUCUGGUACUGUGUACAGCUGCCUGUGCCAGUUUGGGAGGAGGAGACAGUGUACCUGCAUCUCGGGGAACCAUUCCUGUCAAGACUCAUGUACCUGGGCAGUGGGUGGGAGGCGAGAGGCCUCAGCCGACCUGGAUUGACCCUUCUACAUUCUUGGUCCCAAGUUGGUCAUAAGGCCAGGGCUUUGGCCUGUGCUGCUUUGCCAUUGCUGCUGUCUGCUCACUUCCCUCCUGCUGUCCUUCCCUCCCCCUGGCCUUCCAAGCCUUUGGCUUAUACAGAUUAAAUCCAGGCAUCCAGUGCAUUCUGACUCAUGCUCUGCAUUACUUUAUAGCAAAGUCAUGUUGAAGGGUGAUAGGAUGAAUCUAAAGGGAUAUAUAUGGAUUUAGUGCUUUGUCAAAAACCUUCAGUUCCGAAUAUCCUAUCUCCACUGCCUUGAGGAAGAAACAAGCAGGUCCUAAUAGUGUUUUCUGUUGUAUUGACUUCUUUCUUCUGUAGUGUCUUGUGUCCUAUGAAAAAUAAAUGAAGGGAUCCAGGUUCAGGGCUGUGUCGGCAUCCCAGGGAGGUUCAUUUAACUCCAGUUAUGUGGGUUGCGAGAGGGUUGGAAGUUUGCUGGGUGUCGUCCCCCGAGUGGAUUUUAUUUUCGGUCUUUACCAAUGGGCAUCAUAGUAACGGGGAAGCACAGGGUGGUGGUGGUGUGAUUUAAACUUGGAAUGAGCAGGUGUAUUGAAGAGAGUUGCGUGAACACUCUGGAGACGAAGGGUAGAUGUGGGCUGACUGGGGAAGGGCCUUGGUCCACUGGAAUAAAAAAAGAGCCUAAUGAAUUGGCUACGGGAGAUUAUAAACAAAGUAAGUAGGGAAGAGGCCACAUUUUAGACUAAGUCACACUGAAGCUACAAUACUUUACAGAUGGGAAGCAGUGUACACUACAGUUGAAGAGCUGCACCGGACUGAGGUGGAUGUUGGUCAGAAAAUCUAGCCCUUUGCUGGGAGACCUUCCUCCUCCAGCCACCCUGGGGCAGGGCAGGCCAGGCCAGGCCUCCCGAGUUAUGCAAUAAUAAAACAAGCAUCUGGGUCUUGGCAGCUGCCAGUUGCUCUUUCAACUCUAGGAUCCAUCUUUGGCCCAGAGGCCUGGUCUUGGGCCGAGGGUGACACUGGCCCUUGAGAUGCCAGAGUCGGCUGCACCACUCUCUUCUUUCUCGCAGACUAUGCACAGUGCCUGGGGCAGGAGGAGGAGAGGGGGUGCGGUGUGCCCUGCUGAGCCUCCCUAGCAGGAACAGUAGUAAUAAAUGCACUUUUCACACUAAAGGUUUCUUUAUUAAUUCUGUUACGCCUACAUCCUCCCCCGGUAGUUGGCAGACUCAGAGUCUGUGUGAUCCCAAAGCCAUUCCACUGCAAACGCCCAGCAGUGAAGAUGGCCUCAAUUGGGGUUCCUGUCUGCAGUGUGUUUGGCAGCAGCCCAUGUGCCUUUACCUAUUGUCACACUCGCAUUUAUUUCUGUCUUUAUGACUGUCGUGGAGACUGAGGUUCUUGAGAGCGAGCAAGCGAGCGAGCAAGCUGAUGCCACAGUGGUUUUGCACUCACCCCCCUGCAUAGGGAGUUUGCACGUAGUUGUGAGCUGUGAGUGGUUAGUGCAGCACUGGUAUUGCUGUAGGCAGGGUUGAUCUCCCCAUUUGCUUGAUACUCGUAUUGCAGUCAAGAGAAUCCAGAUUGUGUUGGGGAAGAGGCUGACUGUACUCUUGGCAAACCUGAAGUAUUAAAAUAAGGCUGUCCCCUACAACCUUCCUAGUCACACACAGGAUCCCUGUAGCCAAAACAGUAUAUGUUCCAGCUGCAGAGAGCAGAUGGCUCUCAGCUUGCACAGCACCUUAGGGGAGGGGAGAAUGUAUGGAUAGGGACUGGGGUGGAGAAGGACGAGAAUGUUGUCAUCCAGGUGGCUUUAGUGUCCUGACGAGGAGAGGAAGGACAGCACUGGGGAGGUCUGGAUGGAUCUGAUUUGUGUAGGAGUUCCCUGUAGAUAAAUUACCGACCCCCCAACUACUAUCCCCAGUAUGUAAUGGCUGAAUUAAUAUGUAAUCAACUGCAUUGUAUCUAAAGCCUUAGAACUAGUCAGGUGCUCCCCCCACCCAGUACCAUUUCUUACCCUCUAAUCCUACCUGAUCUUUAACAAAGCAUUAAUAAUUCUAAGGAUAAUCUCUAUUUUGUUGUGCUUUUUUGUAACUGUUUUAAAUAAAUCAAUUUGUACUGUAUAUUUGUACUUUUGUGAGAUCCUUUUUGCUGUUUUACCAUUUUAAGUCUCUGUACUUGGCUACACACAGAUUGUAUUUUUAUUGUUAAUGCUCUUCUUAUGGAUACCUGCAUUUAACUUGUGGACUAUGUAAACACAGUAUAUAUCAAUAUCUAUAUAUCUAUCUAUAUAAACGACUAGCUUUUC